Messenger RNA from Camelina sativa (false flax), 360 nucleotides. Lineage: Eukaryota; Viridiplantae; Streptophyta; Magnoliopsida; Brassicales; Brassicaceae. The record is from RefSeq and is a predicted model, not a curated record.
AUGGCGGACCAUGUUUUACAAGCUCGGAUUUUAACUGGUGCGCGAGUUGGUAAGAUAGUUUUCAUACCUAGGAUGUUGAUAUCACCAUCAGAUUCUAUGUUGCCUUUCAAAAUGCGUAGAAGACAGUUCUCAGUCUCAGUUGCUUUUGCAAUGACUAUCAAUAAGAGCCAAGGCCGAUCUCUUGAAAAUGUUGGGAUAUACUUGCCUAGACCCGUUUUCUCACAUGGUCAGUUAUAUGUAGCAAUUUCAAGGGUUAAAUCAAAGUCUGGAUUGAAGAUGUUGAUAACAGAUAGUGAGGGAAAACCUCAAACAAAGACAACCAAUGUUGUUUUUAAAGAAGUUUUCCAAAAUCACCAUUAG